Molecule: messenger RNA, 291 nt
Organism: Ilex paraguariensis (yerba mate)
Lineage: Eukaryota; Viridiplantae; Streptophyta; Magnoliopsida; Aquifoliales; Aquifoliaceae
Source: the annotation of a GenBank genome assembly
AUGGAAAACUCUUCUUGUUUUCCAGUUCUGAUCUCUUCCUUGUUGAUUGGAGCUCUGAUCAUCUCCGCCAAUGCUGGCGGAGACCACGGGGAGUUUGGCUCGACGCCUGUUACAAUAGGUUGCCGAGGCUCCGUUGCGGAGUGCAUGGCCGGUGACGAAUUCGAAAUGGACUCCGAGAUCAACCGGCGGAUAUUAGCAACCAUCAACCACAUAAGCUAUGGUGCUCUACAGAGGAAUGUUGUUCCAUGCUUUCAGAGGGGUGUUUCUUACUACAAUUGCCAGCCAGUUUGA